CGGAAGUGACGGCAGAAGGGUGGGUGGAGACACAAGAUGGCGGCGGUGGUGCUGGCGGCGACACAACUGCUGCGGGGCUCGCGCUCGUGGGGCCGCGCGCCGCUGAGGUUUGGAGCCCCCGCGUACAGACAGUUUAGCAGUGGUGGAGCCUAUCCCAGCAUCCCCCUCUCCUGUCCCUUACCUGGAGUACCCAAGCCCGUUUUUGCUACAGUUGAUGGACAGGAGAAGUUUGAAACCAAAGUUACCACACUGGAAAAUGGGCUUCGCGUGGCGUCCCAAAAUAAGUUCGGACAGUUCUGUACAGUAGGAAUUCUUAUUAAUUCAGGAUCAAGGUAUGAAGCGAAAUAUCUUAGUGGAAUUGCUCACUUUUUGGAAAAGUUGGCAUUUUCGUCCACCAGUCAAUUUGGUAGCAAAGAUGAAAUCCUGCUUACCUUGGAAAAGCACGGGGGUAUUUGCGACUGCCAGACGUCAAGAGACACUACCAUGUAUGCUGUGUCUGCUGAUUCUAAGGGCCUAGACACGGUGGUUGGCUUGCUGGCUGACGUGGUCCUGCACCCUAAGCUAACAGAUGAAGAAAUUGAGAUGGCACGAAUGGCUAUCCAGUUUGAGCUGGAGGACCUCAAUAUGCGGCCUGACCCGGAACCGCUUCUCACAGAAAUGAUUCAUGAGGCUGCUUACAGGGGGAACACAGUUGGUCUCCACCGUUUCUGCCCCACGGAAAACAUAGUGAAGAUUGACCGAGAGAUGCUUCAUUCCUACCUGCGAAACUACUACACCCCUGAGCGCAUGGUGCUGGCGGGGGUGGGGGUCGAGCACGACGCCCUGGUAGAAUGCGCCAGAAAGCACCUGGUGGGCAUCCGGUCAGCCUGGGGCAGCCAGACGGCAGUGGAUGUGGAUCGGUCCGUAGCACAGUACACCGGAGGGGUCAUCAAGCUGGAAAGAGACAUGUCCAAUGUCAGCCCGGGCCCUGCCCCGUUCCCCGAGCUCACACACAUCAUGAUCGGGCUGGAGAGCUGCUCCUUCCUGGAGGGAGACUUCAUCCCCUUCGCCGUGCUGAACAUGAUGAUGGGCGGCGGCGGCUCGUUCUCGGCCGGAGGGCCCGGCAAGGGCAUGUUCACCAGGCUGUACCUCAACGUGCUCAACAGGCACCACUGGAUGUACAACGCGACCGCCUACCACCAUAGCUACGAGGACACAGGCCUCCUGUGUAUCCACGCCAGCGCCGACCCCAGGCAGGUCCGGGAAAUGGUGGAGAUCAUCACAAAGGAGUUCCUUUCCAUGGCUGGGACCGUGGACGUGGUGGAGCUGGAGCGAGCCAAGACACAGCUGAUGUCCAUGCUGAUGAUGAACCUGGAGUCCAGGCCUGUCAUCUUCGAGGACGUAGGACGGCAGGUGCUGGCGACCCGCUCCCGAAAGCUGCCCCAUGAGCUGUGCGCGCUCAUCCGCGACGUGAAGCCGGCAGACGUCAGGAGGGUCUCUUCUAAGAUGCUGCGUGGGAAACCCGCGGUGGCUGCACUGGGCGACCUGGCCGACCUGCCGUCGUACGAGGACAUCCAGGCGGCGCUCUCCAGCAGGGAUGGCCGCCUGCCCAGGACCUACCGGCUCUUCCGAUAGAGGGACAAGAGCUGCAGAGCAUUUUUGGAGGUGAAUUCAGUGCACAAACUCAAACGGAGCAAACUUCGGGACGCUUCUCCUCAACUUGAACAAUGCAUUUCGUGUCGCUGGAGUGUGCUCAGCCCCUCCUUCAGAGUUGAGCACACCAGUCGUAGAAUAAAUGCCCGCCUUCACCCAGCUGAGCCAAGGUAGCCAGGGCAGCGUCCUACCUCUCGCGAGUCCAGUGGUCAGGGUGGGUAAGCGCCAAACUAUCAUCACCGAGGCCGCUGGGCCCGUCAGAGCCCUGCCUGGCUUCCUGACAGGCCUGUGCCACCCACACCGAUCCGCCACCUCCUGUGAUGGUCACUAAGGACCGUGACGGUGCCAGGGCAAGGCCAAGGCCCAUGGUCUGCUGACACCGCAGAGGAAGUGGCGGCUCCCACCCAGGACGGUGCUGUCAAGGGCAGCUUCCCUGACACCAGGUGCGGAAGUGGCCGGAGACCUUUGUCCUUGCGCCUUCAGUUUGACCCCACGUUGCGAAGCCUCUUCCCCUUAAUUGCAGGAUGCAUUCUGGUUUCAGAGGUGUCGGGACACGUGGGGUGCAAGGGGGUUCCUGGAAUUGGUGGUCGGUGGCCACAUUUUCGAAGAUGGGGAACACUCAGGAGCUGUAGGUCCCACGGGCCUGUGGGUGUUCCACAAGCGAAAGGUCAAGUGACCUUGGUCAAACAGGAUAGAUUUGUGGUUCUCAAACUCAGGCACCCGCAGAACCCCCAGGUUCCGUGUGUGGGGGCCUGGGAACCGCCUGGACGUUGCCAUGGCUGAGGGUCGUGCAGAUUGUUCGAGAAGACUGGUCCCGACGUCAUCUUUUCUGAAACCCUAAGAAGCCCGGUCUCUGCAGUUUGGACGGGAGGGAGGCCUUUUUUAAGGAAGUUGAAUAAAUGUGCACACGUUA
This is a messenger RNA of Rhinolophus ferrumequinum (greater horseshoe bat), 2545 nucleotides long. RefSeq names its product peptidase, mitochondrial processing subunit alpha (gene PMPCA). Gene Ontology annotation, cellular component: mitochondrion. Lineage: Eukaryota; Metazoa; Chordata; Mammalia; Chiroptera; Rhinolophidae. Gene Ontology annotation, molecular function: metalloendopeptidase activity; metal ion binding. The coding region runs from base 37 to 1614 and encodes 525 amino acids. The record is from RefSeq and is a predicted model, not a curated record. The transcript is spliced from 13 exons.